Messenger RNA from Liolophura sinensis, 6760 nucleotides. RefSeq names its product protein cycle-like. Gene Ontology annotation, cellular component: cytoplasm; transcription regulator complex; nucleus. The transcript has 14 exons. The record is from RefSeq and is a predicted model, not a curated record. Gene Ontology annotation, biological process: regulation of DNA-templated transcription. Lineage: Eukaryota; Metazoa; Mollusca; Polyplacophora; Chitonida; Chitonidae. The coding region runs from base 636 to 3044 and encodes 802 amino acids. Gene Ontology annotation, molecular function: DNA-binding transcription factor activity; protein dimerization activity.
AGGCCAUGUGGGGAGGUGGUUGGCGGGUGUGGCGAGCCACAAAAAUCGCAGACCGAUCCGUGAUCGUCUACCUUGUGUGACCCAACAUAUGGAUAGUUAUAAUAUCAUCAUGAAUAUUUAUAAAUUCAGCCGCUAAGAGAAAUAGGGGAGGUAAACCAAUCUUAAACAGGUGCACGUUGGGUGUCACACUGGUGUGGUGUCAUAUACUCGUUUUGGUGUCCGGCGAUAAAUGAACAGAAACGUGGUAUGUAAACCCAGUUAGGAUAAUCCAUACCGCUGGUUUAAUCAACAGCUAUCAACUGUGUGCAUGGGUCUGAGGUUUUGUGAACGUGACCUUUCUUGUGAGUAAAUGACGAAAUAUGGGUCAAAUAAAGAUGUUAACCUUGACCUGGUUUACUGCGCAUGCUGUUUACGGAGGAAGUGUUUGUUUUUAUUCUACACUCAGUGUCAUCAGACGCCAAAUUUUACGUCGGUUUGGAAAUGUUCCAGUGUGACAGCUUCUGACGGGACCGACGGUCACAUGUGAUCGUUUUGAGAAACUUAAGCGCUAUGAGUUGAUGGCUACACUGUGGGACAUGUGUAUGUUAUAAGUGUAGCCUGACAGAGUUAUUUGGUGUGAGCCCGUAGCGGUCACAAUGCCAGGAUCCGUCACUGAGCUCAGCGAUAACGCUGACAAACAAAAUAGAACUCAGGAAAAACAGUCAGGAAAGAGAAGGUUGUCUCGAAAUGAAAGUGAAAAGUUAAGACGUGAUAAGUUGAACAUGCAUAUAGCCGAACUUGCCAAGCUUGUUCCCAUUGUGGCCUCCGCCCCUCGCAAAGUGGACAAGUCUAGUGUCCUGAGGCUGGCAGUUAACUACCUUCGACUACAUAAAGAUCUGAAGAAAAUGAAAGAAUUUGAUCUUUGGAGACCUGGGUUUUUGACUCAAGAAAACUUAAGUGCAGCACUACUGGAGGCAUAUGAUGGCUUUCUGUUGGUGAUUUCUCAGAAGGGGAUUAUCCUGUAUGUGUCAGACUUGAUCACAACGUUGCUGGGACAUUCUCAGAUGGACUUGCUUGGUCAGUCUGUGUACUCAUUUGUCCACCCAGAUGAUGUGCCCCUCUGUAAGGAACAGUUCCAAAUAAGACCCAAACCCAGACAAGUCAAUGGUAAGACAGAGACCAGCAGCUACAACAACAACCAUGACAAGCCCAACACACUUUCUUCAGUGUAUUGUUCCCCAAACAAAGGCCGACGCUCAUUUUAUGUGAGAAUGCUGAACUUGACGAAUCGAGACCAUAAAGUUUAUGACCUAGUCCAUCUUACGUGCCAUGUACGAACAUUCCUACAGCCUGAACACACAGGUUUGAUGGGUAGCCACAGUGUUGUUAUUGGUGUUGGGAGACUGGCAGCUCAACAGCCAAUCAAAGAUCUCUCACUCAUUCCCACGAACAUGCAGGAAUUCAUCACCCAGCACACCCUGGAUGGAAAAAUCAUUUACACGGACCAUAGGCAGUCAGUGUGUAUGGGCCGUCUUCCACGUGAGAUCCAUGGUACUUCUCCGUAUGAUUACAUUUAUCAUGAGGAUCUGGUCGCUAUCCACUACAGUCACCAGAAGGUGAUAAGAGAAGGCAAUAUACCCUCCACCGUUUUCAGGAGUUACACUAAAUCCGGAUCACUUGUGUGUAUACAAGCCACCUCCAGCAUUUGUUGUGACAACUGGACAAAGCAACCGAAGUUUAUUCUCAGCAAUAAUGUGAUCAUUAGUGAAGACGAUUUCAGUGUGCUGAUGUUGAAGCAGAGGGAAGACUUAAACAGAAUUCUAAAUGCAUGUAAACAGUCAGAUAGUGCCAUAACCGAGAGUCCUCAAGAAUCAGACCAAGAAGGUCCUGUGUCUGCAAAGAGACAGCGAUUGGAACCUUCUCCAGACUCCCAGCGGGACUCUGAGGUGUCUGCCAACUCCAGAGGAGAGCAGAACCUUUCUGAAGAAACCAGCCCUCUGUCUUGUAUGAGUAACAGCCUUGUUGAUAGCCCACAUGUGUCUCCCUUAUCCAACCAGGAUCCAGCUAGCGAGCUUACAAUGGAACUGACACCUGAUGUUAGUGAAGCCAGCAUAAACACCAGGAGGAAUGAUUCCACCAAUAACAGCAACAUUGACUCCUCGUUUACAGAUCUCCAGUCCCAGGGUUUGGACUCAAGGACAGGUAGCAGUAAAAAUGGCUCUAUACUGGCUAACUUGUUGUAUGGCCUUGACAGUCCUCAAGAGAAGGCCGUAUCCUUGCCACUGCCUGUUGUAUCCAGUGAUGCAGGAAACCAGCCUUUAUCAGCCAAUACAGACGUAUCCAUCACUUCAGGACAGCUAGCUACAGUUUCAGAAAGUGCAAAUCCCUCAGGUAGUUCGGCCUCAAUGCCUUCAGGAUCCAGUGUUUCAGUUUCUAAAACACCCAACUUGAAAACAGUUAUGGUACAGAAUCAGCUGUCUCGGCAGCUCAUGGAUAAGUACCAACUGCUGGAGAGCACUAUUGAGAAACAGGAGAGUGAAUUGACCAAUCUACGACAACACAUGGUCAAAUACCUCCUCAUCCACCCUGAUGUCCAGCAGGCCUAUCUGAAGAGACUUCAGGCUCUAGAGGCCAAGAGAAAGCAGCAUGAGAGCACGUUGAGGCGGUUAAAGGAGAUUCAUGAUUACCAGCAGAGGGCUUUACACCACAACUCCCCCACUUCCUCCACACCACCUUGCUCUUCAGGGAUUACGUUGAAAGCCAAUACAUCUCCUGGUCCUCUUGGCGAUCUAUCCUCAGCAAGUACCCAGUCUAGUGUGAGAGAUGUUGAUGAGAAAAUUAAAAGGGUUGUUGAUAGUGACCCAUUAUACAUUCCAUUGAACGAUUUGCGGUCAGGUACCCAACAGUAUUUCUGUGAGGACAAUUCAGCAGAGGCAGAAACUGAUCAGAACAGGCUGUUGCCAUUAAAUGAUGUCUGUUGUCCACAAUUAAAAGAUCACCAAGAUGAUUCAAGAAUGUCCACAUUGCUCAGUGUGGCUGAGAACAGUGCCUCGCAUGUCAGCUGACUGCUCUGGUAAAAACCUCAUUCAGAACCUUAACUUCAAGACAGAUUCACAGAUGUUCUAUCAAGAAUUGCCAAGAGCUGUGAUUCCAACUUCUGUUUCCCAUGAUGGCCAUUCCAAGAACCAGCUUACAUGAAGUUUACUUACUGUGAAGUUGUCCUCAACUAAGUGCACUUUAUAUUUCUACAGCAUCCGUUGUCAUGGUAGUUAAGGGCUUACUUAGCUGUUAAAGUAAACUUCAUGAAACCGGCCCAAAUCUUUUUGAACCUGCUAGUGGAAGCUCACUUUCCAGCUUUAUGGCCACAAUGACAAAGUUUCAGCCACUUUAGUAUGAACCCUUAAAUGAUUGCUUGUGUAUAUUGACAGCGUAGCCAUUUGUUUCUCUGAAAUAGAGCUACAUGAAGAGAAGAUUUUUUUUUUUUUUUUUUUUGGCUAAAAAGACUUUAAAGUACUUUUUCUGCUUUAUUUGAAAGUAACAGAAACAUUUAUAUGUAUUUACCUAUUUCAAAAUCCAAUUAUGUAUUUUUGAAUGCUGUUUUUAAUAUAUUAGUAAUUUGCAUAAUAACAGCGCAUAUCUUUUCUGUCUCCGGUUGAAACUGGGUCCAAUCGCUAUGAUUUCUUCACUCAGAUUUCAGGUAUGAGGUUAAAGUGUAGGCCUCCUGUACUUAACAGGCAAAAUCGUGGUAUUUAGGGUUUUAUUUGCUUAAAAGCUGUUUAGUGCUUUUAUACUUUGACUGUGGAACAGGUUUUUGUAAAUAUGAUAAUCAUGUGAUACAUUAACCCAUCAAAAAAUGUGCCUGAAGACAGUAAUUAUACAUUUAUUUUGAUAUAGUGUUUAGAUCGUCAACAGUGAUUUCUAAGUUAGAAAGCACCCUGUCUAAAUUGCUUUGUAAUGGAGCAUUUGUAUGGUUGAUUCAGCUCAGUCAAACAUAGCUAUUCUGCUUGACUGAAGGUUUAUAGUUGAUUAUCUCUAAUGUUCAACAGAACACAGUUUUUGUAUAAGUAUGUGGCUUGUGAAUCAAAAUAAAUUUAACUGUAUAUUUUAAAAACCUGAAUAAUGUUGCUGUACUAGUAAAAUAUAUGGAAAAUCUAAUUUAGAUAGCCACCAAAAAAGCAUAUGGAAAAAGGUGCUAAAUAAGGCUGAAUAGAAAUAUAUUGUUAAGUAUGGAAAUUGUAUUGAAGCUUUAAGCUUGCUUUUUUAUUUUGGAGAGUGCUAUAUUUGUAUAUACCACAAGGCAGGUAUAAUCACCACCUCGUUAACGCUAGCCCCACCAGUGCCGGUAUAUGGUCAUAGUUGAAGCCUAUAAGAACCAAGAACCACUUCAAUUUUUUUGUGAUGGAUGUCAGCUCCUUGCAAAUGAAGACCACUUAAGUCUUCCCCAUGUAACCAACAUCAGCAACACUCAGAUACAUCAAACUCUUUGGCCAUUUGCUGCUUAGAAGUCGUUUUGCCAUUGAACUGUAAAACAACACGGACACCUGAGAAAGAAAAAAAGAAAAGAAAACCGCACCCCCCAACCGCAAACAUUUCACUACCAUGACCUUAAUGGGCUCAAAAUUUUGUCCAUCUACCAUCAUUCCUAAUCUGUAAAACAUUCAACGUUUGCACUGAGAGAAGUGCAUGUGGAUCAGGGUAGAGUCUGGUCAGAUCUUUUGUCUUGCAGUUACUCCAAUACGCCAGUGAUUCGUCUUCUCCCAGUCGUGGACAGGACAUCUCCUCGGUUUACUCCAGGCUCAGAUUUGCUGCACCAAUAACACUGGGUUAAAUAUUCUCGAGUAUAUUGUUCAACACUACAGAUGUAAUAAAUAAAUCAGAUUAUACGCAUUGCCUUUAAAUUAGCAGGGUAUAUUCCAGCAGUUGAACCCAAUUAUUCCACAAGUUGCUAUUUCCUCAUUCACAAGAUGUAAGGUCAGCCUUAUUCUCAAAAAACGAAAAAAAAAAUUACAGCAGGUGUUCAAACAAGGUGCAGUGAUAUGAACUGUCUACAGAUACGAGUUAUCUAUGGGUUAUAAUGUACAUGGGCUUGCUUCUCAGAGGCCUUUGUCUCGCUCUGUAUGUUAUGUUCAUGUUGCUUCGCCAGUCUGACUACAUACCACGGUUAAACACUUUUCGGUACUUACACUUUUAUAACUUGUACAAAAUUCUUAAAUAUUCGGAGGAAUAUGCAGCCUCUCAGAAAAACUAUCCACUACGGUUUUGUUUAUUUCAUCGUUUACUUUAUCCGCAUAUCUGUCUUGAGAAUGUGAAAUUUUAGGAUAGGUUGAAAAAUGAUUUCCGUAAUGUUAUUGCUCUAUAUGUUUCCAUAUCAAAUUUAACUUCCUCUCACAAGCAUUCAUUGUAAUGCCUUGAAGAUUAUAAUGGUUAAUACGAAUGUAACUGUUCUAAUAAAGCCUACUGCAGUUCAAAUGACAUGUAGGAAGAACUGUCUGCACAAAGCUGACAUUCGCUGAGUAUUAUUUCAAAUAUUCUCGCGAAAUAUUAAAAUACUAAAAACAAAAGAUCAUGCAUAAUUGACUGUCUUCGCCAUAUUUUAAAUUAGACUCCUUGAUGAAGUCAUUGCAUUUUUCAAAAUGGCCGCCGCUUGAAAACGUUCAUUUUGGUACAUUCCUUGUUCCAAAUUCUGCAUUCAGUAUCAACCAUGACAAAGCGUGCACACAGUCGAAUGCCUUGUACAUCCCAGAUUGUCGGCUUAAGCAUUUUUCACCGUAAAGCUAUGUGUACGUAGUGCGGAGUAAUCGUUGAUUUGUCGCAUCUUCCGAAAAGCAAGUUCGCUUUGCAGUGUUUGACUAUUUCAUUAUAUUGAUGUUGCCCGUUAAAUCUCUGUUUAAUUCAUCUCUUCCAAACCUUUGAUCCGUCCGUAACUACACGGCUGACAAUCAAACACACAUAGGGCACAAAAAGCUUUUACUUAGAACGGAGUUGACUGUUGAAGAUGGCUUUGCCACUUAGACAUAAAUCUAUGAUCCGUUUUGUUUCUGUGAACCUUUUUGCUACGAUGUGUCAAACUCUUAACAUCCUAUUUGUUUUAGUCGGCUAUUACCAGAUACAUUUAUCAUUAUGAAUUGUAAAUAAGCUGAACGAAAUUCGGAAUGCAUUCAAUUCACAAGAAUCAAACUUUAUAUGGCACUGGACACAACCUGAUAUAAAGAAAUUUUAUAAUGUAUAUCUUAAUUAUGUUUGCGUGCUCCAGACACUGACCAAUUGGUGUGUUAUAUAAUAUUGUACAAUAAAUAUGCCUGGGAUGCAAAAUUCUCAUAUUGUAUCCCUGUUAGGCUUAUAGUUUACGUGUGGAAAGGAACUGAAUAAGCACGUUUUUAUGGGGAUCGAACCCAAUGUUCUGCUAGGAGCCGAGGGGUAAAUAUGUCUAGGCUAAACUAGUUUGGGUUUUUUUGGUUUUGUUUCGUUUGUUUUUUUGUCAGUAGACUUAUAUGAUCACAAAGGCAAUGUCCUUAACAUGAUUUACUCAAGUAGUAGUACUACGUUUUGUUACAUAUAUUGUGUCGCUCUAGUUAUGGGAUAUGAAAACAACCCUUUCCUAUACGAGGGUCUCCCGUUCUGAAAUCGCCCGCACAUCGUAUGCGGCAACUUCCGUGGUGACAUAUAAUUCCUAUCCCACGCGGGUUGCCAUGGCACUAUAUGUAUAUUUGGUUAUACAGGACUUAAACGGUUUCAGUCUAUCUGUUUUAACACACGUCUGGUUUAACACACGUCUGGUUUU